CUUCAGUUUCUUUGUCUCCUAGCAACCGAGCUCACAGCAAUAAACUGUAAACAGGGUUUGGAAAAAGUGGAACUUCUGCAGAGAAAACCCCAGAAGAUUGGUCCAGAAUGAGUGAACUCCACUUUGACGCCUUCUAUCCCAUGGAUGAUGAGGCCGUGGAGAACUUUUACCUUCUGUUUGUGGAGAACGCCACUCCAAAGGGGGAGGAGGAAGAGGUGGAAGGUCAGGGUAAAGGUCAUCCUGAAGGUCAGACUGUAGGUCAGCGUGAAGGUCAUCCAGAGGUCUUCAGUCCAGACAGAGCAGCUGUGAAAUUAAACAAAGGAGGCUGUGGCCCCGCCCACCCCCCUGCUCCUGAGGGGAAGCUGCAUCCCACUGAGGUCGGCCUUGACGGCGGGAUGUCCAGAUUGAUGCCAGAUGGCGCCGACGACCUGCCCCUCCUCUGUAUCAGGAACGUUGUCUCGAUCGCCGAUCUGGGCUCCAAACUGGACCUUGCACUGAUCAGCCAAACCCUGUGGAACACUGAGCACAAAGCUACGAGGGCCCUAGGCCUGCUGAUGAGGAUCCGGAGACCCAGGACCACGGCCAACAUCUUUCGGUCGGGCAAGAUGAUCUGUACUGGUGCCACCAGCAUGGAGGAGUGCCGCCAAGCAACCAGGAGGCACGCCCGGAUCCUGCAGAAGGCCGGCUUCCCCGUCCGCAUCCUCAACUUCAGAAUCAUCAACUGCGUCUGCACGGUCAAGACUUUCCCCAUGGACCUGGAAGGGCUGGUCCGGAGCGACCCGGAUCACUUCUGGUUUGAACCGGAGUUAUGUACUUCAGCUCUCUACAGGCCGGCUGGCAGCAUCACCGUGACGAUCCACCGCCGGGGCACCAUAGUCCUGAUGGGUAACGCUGGACGCUCGUCUCCUCCACCUCCGUCUUCCUGGUCAACCUGCACCUCUUUACCUGAACAUACAACACAACAUAUUCAAGAUUCUAGACCAAAAUUGAUCUUUUUUGGGGUUUUUCUUUGAUGUCACAGUCAAGUAAGUUAAAUAGGUGAAUACUGGAUCCUGAUUGGCUGCAGGGUGUCCAUUAAAAAGUGAUAUUUGACACCUC
This is a messenger RNA of Oryzias melastigma (Indian medaka), 1098 nucleotides long. Its product is annotated as TATA-box-binding protein 1. Gene Ontology annotation, biological process: DNA-templated transcription initiation. The record is from RefSeq and is a predicted model, not a curated record. Bases 108 to 1013 code for a protein of 301 amino acids. Gene Ontology annotation, molecular function: DNA binding; RNA polymerase II general transcription initiation factor activity. NCBI's taxonomy places the organism in Eukaryota, Metazoa, Chordata, Actinopteri, Beloniformes, Adrianichthyidae. The transcript is spliced from 7 exons.